Entrophospora sp. SA101 is the source of this 288-nucleotide messenger RNA. The record is from the annotation of a GenBank genome assembly. NCBI's taxonomy places the organism in Eukaryota, Fungi, Glomeromycota, Glomeromycetes, Entrophosporales, Entrophosporaceae.
AUGAUUAAAAGAAAUCAAGGCCGUGUUGUUCAAUGUGAUUUGAGAAUUGGAAGUAAGGAUUACUUUGGAAUAUUGCUUCCUUACCCAACUAAAACAAUUGAACUCGAAGCCAUUGAUUCUACAUUGCAAAAUUAUAUAUCAAAAUCAAAAGUAAUUAAACCAUUCAUCGAAGAUCGUAUAAUAGAUGUAGCUCAAAAGCUUCAAUUAGUUGAAAAUCAAUUAUCAAUUCACGAACCAAUUCAUUUCGGAUACACAAAAUACUCUCCACAAGAAGCAAAUCAACAAUAG